AUGGAUCAUCGUGAAAUGAAUUCUGUGUCCUGCGCAAAUUGUGGCAAGCCAGCAACGACAAAAUGCUCUGGUUGUCUGGCCGCACCGGAGUAUCAACCUGGGGAUGCGCCAACGACUGCCUACUGUGACUCCCAAUGUCAACGAGAGCAAUGGCCGACACACAAAGCGCAGUGUCGCAUAUUGAACAAGCGAAGAACGCUGCUAAGAAUUGCAGAACUGUUAAAGACCACCUUGCUCGCCUAUCGUGAAUGCGUAUAUGACAUCCCUCUGACCGGAGUCAAGUAUGAAGAAGGUAUCCUCCGCUUGCUGCUGGAUCCUAGGAAGAUCCCAUACCGUCCCUGGCAGAUACCCUUCCCAAGCGACCUGAAUAUUAGUCCUCAGCAUAAGGAAGCCGUACUAGCAACCAACCAAUGCACAACUGCCCAAUGCCUUCUUGGCCCCUUGGCUCGCUAUCUUCUCGCAGGAAUCAAAUCGACAUUCAAGAUUGCCGAAGUAAAUGCCGAGCCAAUAGUCCCGUGGAAAAUCGUAUGGUUAAACGAUUCUAAGGAGGAAUCGCGAAGCUUCGACUGCGCCGCCGUGACGCACACCAUCCUGCUUGUCUGGAUAGGUGGCGAGGGAUGGGUCGUCGAUAUAACAGGAUGCCAAUUCGGCUUUCAGGAGAUCCUCGUCCCGUUGAACACUUACUUCAAGAAGAGGGUAAGGAGCAUUUCCCGCGGACCAUUCGCGUAUACCGAGCACGAAACCAGCGACCUCGACGUCUUCGACUGCCAACUGGCUCUUAACGAUACCGAUAAGAAGCGUCUAAAAGCCGCGCACGAGCGAGCGGGCCGCUUGCACUUUGCAAAGUUUGUCAAGGAGCAUUUCGACCGCUACGAAUCUACACGUCCCUCGGAAGAGCUCCUCAGCGGUACUUCGGAGGAGUUCCAGGGUAAGCUCGCUCGGUUUGAGAGCAAUUUGAAAGCACAUAUGACGAGUUUUGUGGACUUUGCUUUUGGAAAGGAACGUUUAAAUUGGUCUGAUUGA
Molecule: messenger RNA, 1023 nt
Organism: Daldinia childiae
Lineage: Eukaryota; Fungi; Ascomycota; Sordariomycetes; Xylariales; Hypoxylaceae
Exons: 2
Coding region: 1-1023 (340 amino acids)
Source: RefSeq, a predicted model, not a curated record